This is a messenger RNA of Daktulosphaira vitifoliae (grape phylloxera), 2074 nucleotides long. RefSeq lists its product as uncharacterized. Bases 85 to 1800 code for a protein of 571 amino acids. The transcript has 2 exons. The record is from RefSeq and is a predicted model, not a curated record. NCBI's taxonomy places the organism in Eukaryota, Metazoa, Arthropoda, Insecta, Hemiptera, Phylloxeridae.
UUCGUUAAAUAAUAUAUGCCAUAAUACCAAUUUAAACGUUUAUAAUAAUUCGGAUACUUAUUUCAAAAUAAUUUCAUUUUAAAAAUGCCACUUCGAUUCCUAACUUUGAUGAUAUUAUUCAUUAUAAAUAUUUUUCUUGGAGUUGGCAUUGUUAAUUGUUACAUUGACCACAAAGAGUAUGCAAUUUAUUUAAAAAAAGUAACGAAUUACAUAAGUGAUCAAUUAAAAAAGAUAAACCUGGAACAUAUAUCAGUAAGUAUAUCAAAAGAUGAAAUUAUAAGCAUAGAAGAUACCCUAAAAUAUAAAUCAGAAAAUAAUAAUGAAUUAUUAAUUAAAUAUAAAAUUAUAGUUGAUUUACUCAACUAUUUAUUUUCUAAAGAACUACAAAAUUUUACCGAACACUUAAAAAUAAUUUUAGAUGAAUGUGACAUUUUUUUUAAACAAAAUUCGUUUGAGAAUGCGACUUAUUGCACAGUAAUACUUUUAAAUGCAGCUAAAAAUUCAAAUGUGAUGUUUGAAUAUUUAUAUAAAGCUAUUAUAUUUAUUGACUAUUUGGACAUAAAAUUAGUGCUAAAAAACUCAAUUCAUCCAAAAACGAUAGUAGAAGAAAUUUAUACUGUUAAAAACUAUACAUCAUUAAUGAAAACGCCAGGUAUUUAUAAUUAUGUAAAUAAUGCUGGAAAUAUUAAAAUAGAAGUACUUUUAGAAGACUAUAUUGAAAUAAAUAAUUUCAUUAAUAAAAUAGUUGCAAUAACAGAUUCAAUUAAUAAUAACAAUGUUACUAUUAUAAACAGUAGAAAGGAAUUUAAUUUACGAGAAAAGUACUAUGGUGAAUUCACAAAUAAUAAGUAUGUAAACAAUUUUGUCGAUUUUGUUCGAGUAAAGUUAAUUCAUUGUUGUUCAGAAACCAUCAAUACAUUUUUUUUAAAAAUUGGAUUUAAUCAGUUAUUUAAUCCUAAUAUACAUGAGCUAUCACCCCCUCAGAACAUUGGUUUUCCUCAAUAUAAAAUAACUAAAAAUCUAAAUAUUUUGUUUCAUGAAGGAAAUUGGAAUCUAUUGAAUCAUAUAAGAAUAAUAAUUGAUGAUGAAUUAAUAACUACUAAUCGAAUAAUUAGAGACACUGUAGACGAUUUUAAUUUUAAUAAGAAAAGAAAAUACUUUACACUACUGAUUAGGUGCAGAUAUACAGAAGUAUUGAAAAAGUAUAACAUUUAUAUGUCUGCUAUUAUACAAAUAUGCAGAAAUGAAAAGACCAGAAGUAAUUAUAACUUUGUAAAUUGUACUCUUCAAUUUUUUGAAAUGGUCAAUGAUUCAAAAGACAUGUUUAAUUAUAUGAUGUUAGCUUUAGAUAAAUUAAAAGCUUCAUAUAUUUGGGAAGUGAUGUAUAAUUCAUAUACAUGUUUAACGCAAACCUAUAAUUUAUUAAGUAAUUUUUUCUCCAAUAUUGAAAAUCUUAAUUUUAGAAAAAAUGAUUUUAUCAAUCUAUCUCUCAAAGAAUCAGAAACGAAAGUCAAUAAAUUAUUGUGCGAUUUUCAAAACGCUCGAUUUAUUUUUACUCGAAAACUUAAUGAUAGACGUAAUUCUUUUAGUGAUUGUUGCUUGAUUGAUUAUGAAAUUUUAAACAAAAGUCAAUUAAUAAAUUCAUGGGUGAGUAUUGUUUCGUCAGCUAAUAAUAACACACACGACCGUCCAUUACAUUUGUAUGAAUAUGGUUUAGAACACUUUAUGAAGUAUUUUAAUAUUGCUAUUAGAAGUGAAUACGACUAUUUAGGUUUCAAUAAAAUAUAUAUUAAUAAUUAACCAAAAUUUCGAAAUUUUAUUUUAUUUUUUAUAAAUAAACUUGAUAUUACUUUUAAUCUUUUUUUUUUAAUAUAAUUAUUUUAUUACAAAAUGUCUGUAGUAAUAUUUAUUUAUUUUUUUUAAUAAUCAUCAGGACUACGAAUUAUGGUUAGUUAAAUUGUUCAUUAAUCGUAUGAAAUUGUAUCAGCAUUUGUUUAUUUUAACAUAAUAUGAUUAAUAUUGUUUUCGUUGUUGUUAUGUAUUUAAUUAAAAUUUAGUAUACACUUUUAACGUU